Cladophialophora immunda is the source of this 891-nucleotide messenger RNA. RefSeq names its product 60S ribosomal protein L33-A. Gene Ontology annotation, cellular component: cytosolic large ribosomal subunit; ribosome. The coding region runs from base 99 to 428 and encodes 109 amino acids. The record is from RefSeq and is a predicted model, not a curated record. NCBI's taxonomy places the organism in Eukaryota, Fungi, Ascomycota, Eurotiomycetes, Chaetothyriales, Herpotrichiellaceae. Gene Ontology annotation, biological process: cytoplasmic translation; ribosomal large subunit biogenesis. The transcript is spliced from 3 exons. Gene Ontology annotation, molecular function: structural constituent of ribosome.
CCUCCACCAACUUUUUGAAGUCGACAAGACAUCCGAACAAUCGACCACCUCCCACUCGCGCUCUCCUUUUCUCGUCAAUCAGUUCACACGCCGUCAAGAUGGCCUCCGCCGGCGGUCACAGAUUAUACGUGAAGGGCAAGCACCUCUCCUACCGGCGCGGCAAGCGCAACACGGAUCCCAACACAUCGCUGGUCAAGAUUGAAGGUGUCGACGAUACGGAUGCUGCAAAAUUCUAUCUCGGCAAACGCGUCGCAUAUGUCUACCGCGCAUCGCGGGAACGCCAAGCCAGCAAAAUCCGCGUGAUCUGGGGCAAGGUCACCCGUCCUCACGGCAACAGCGGCAUCGUGCGUGCCAAAUUCCGACAUAACCUUCCACCCCAGAGUUUCGGCGCGAGCGUGCGGAUCAUGCUUUACCCAAGUUCGAUAUGAGUUGUUCACCUUUGCAUGGACGUUGGGGAAGUGGUGGGUGGUUCUAAAGCCGGAAGGUCUCCUUGCAGAUGCUGGAUGGAUUGAUUGAGAGAGACGGAGUAGGAGCAUGAUUGAUCAGUCACGAAAGAGAGGCAAGCGGGGAAAUGUCAAUCUCAGAGCAUGCAAGGUGUGAGAGGGAGGGAUGUUGUAAUCCACCUCAUACCUGGUAUGUGGAAGUGGUUGCUUGAGACAACGUUGCCUGCUACUGUCAGGUCUCUGGGCCCCUUCGAACACCCUGCCCUCAGCGCAAGGAAAUGGUGGGCAGAGUGAGAUACUUGAAGGGAAACAAUUGCUUCUGCGGCACGGCACUCAUCGGAAAAGGUACAUUGGGCGCAAAUGACUACUUUCGUUGCGAGCUUCCCAAGCGCAGAAAUGUUUCAUUAUGCAUCCGCACGAAUCACAAAAAUGAAUCUUCUGAACAUCA